CGGACGAGAUGGCAGCGACCACCUGACUCAACAUACCCCAGAGAACAGCACCUCAUCUCUCUCUCAGAGAACCACAAGCACCAUAACUUCAAACGGACAAGAAGUCCCACCUGAACAUCCUGCAAAACAGUCAGAAACUGAUCCAACACCUGAUGGGUCAGAUCACAGCAGCAUCCAACAAAGACCUGCUGUGGAAACCACUCCAGUUCCUGAAAGUGCUGUCUUGGUCGUCUGCCACUCCUCCGAAGAAAAUGAAAUAAAUGCUAACACCCUACCUCUGUCAUCCCAAACUCCAGUCCCCCAACUCCUAGGUGAUCUCAUUGAGAAAGGUAUAGCAAGAAAGUUUUACCUCUCCGUUAUCAUCGAACAACACAUCAAGGUCGAAGCCCUCCUCGACACUGGAGCUGACAUCACCCUAAUGUCAACAGAACUCCUUGAAGAAGUCCAAAACAGAACAAAGAGGUCUAACGGAACCUUCAAACUUCAAAGGUGUGAGCUGAACCUUCAAGCAUAUUCCCACACAGGCCUACAACUAAAACAUGUGGCACCGAUUCGCCUAACGGUGGGACCAAUGAAUCUUGUUCACCCAGUAUAUGUCUCUCCACUCAACACAUAUCCUCUCCUCAUUGGGAAGGACCUGCUUAACCGCUUUGAACCCUUAAUAGACUUCAAACAUCUGAAGAUAUGGACACAAGUCCGUGAGCCUCUGCCUCUCCAGUCAGUAAACUCCAACGAAUCGCAGUGUCAAGUCACAGACACCGCCCCCCAUCCACUGACUGACGAUGCAAGUUCAAAGUCAAGAGCAAGUUCCACUCCAAGCAACAGGAACCAAGACCCAUUCCUCUGCUCACUGCAAGCGUCAGACUCAGGUUCCCUCCGAAUCAUGACUGCCAUAAAUGCCCAAGACACAUCAGUGCCUGAUGCAGCAUUAGCCCUGUGGGCUGAAAACUCAGCUAUCAGUCUGAAGCUCUUCAGAACAUUGAAGCAGACAAAUCAGAGCAUACCACACGUCUCGAAGCAUAGCCGCUUCCCUCUCAAUCCAUGGUCAACAACCAUGGCUACCUCCAAGAUUGUCUGUGCUGCAGACAUACGAUGGAACGACAGACUCUCGAGUCACUACUUCCUGGUUGUCCCCAACCUGCCUCAUGACAUCUACAUAGGAGCAGACAUCAUGGUCCGUCUCAACGCCUGCGUUGACACCGUGAAUGACGUCAUAUGGGCUCCCUUGUCACACCAAUUGACAUCUUCAGUCAACCUCAAGAAUCUUCGAUCUGAGCAAACAAUACCAGAUGCAUGCGCCAUGAUCAACGAGCAAGAAGCCACAAUCCCCGCUUACAGCAAGAGUGUCAGUGUCCGCCUCAACAUGCGACCUGGCCAGACCCUUAACAGUAAGCUAGGCUUCUUCCAACCUUCCAGGACCUGCCUAAAACUAGGACUGACCUUGGAAGCCACACCUCUCAUAGAAGUGUCAUCUCGUGCUGUGUAUGUGUUGUUCAACAACUGUACGGCCAAAGACAUCAAUGUGCCAAAAGCCAGUCACCUGGGAUGGCUCAUCAACCAGGCGUUCCACGACUUUGAACUGACAGUUCCUGUCAUCGGCCACAUACCAGUUGAACUAAUGUCAGAUGAAUGCCACAACCCCGUAACUUGCACAAAGCCCCAUGAGAUCAUCACCAUCACUUCUAUUCUGCCGGUGCCUAAAGAAAGUGUCUGCCGUUCAGAACUUACAGAUGACACUCACCUCGCUGUCUACGCUGUGUCAACACAGACUGCAACAGAGUCACCUGUAGAACUGACUGUCAAGGCCCACAGUCCCUCAAAUGACUCAGAGGAACCCUAUGCUGGGUUCAAUGCACAAGUCCAACAAAUCCUGAGCGAGGCGGAUGCCCUCCACAGUGAAAUGGAUCGCCAAGGACUUAAAGAAGUUCUGUGCAAAUACAAGGACUCCUUCGCAAAGGAUUCCCUGGACUGUGGCCUGACUGAUAUCCACAUGGUGCGCAUCCCAACUCACCCAAAUGCGCCACCGACAUUUGUGCGGCAGUACAAGAUUCCGAUAGCAUCAUUCGAAUCAGUGCAAGAUAUCAUUGACUCCAUGCUACAAAAGGGGGUCAUCCGACCCUGCAACAGCACCUACUCCGCCCCGAUAUGGCCAGUCCUAGAGCCCAACGGCAAAUGGCGGCCCACCAUUGACUAUCGCAAAUUGAACCAGCAAGUUCCCUUAUCGCGAUGGCCUAUGACUCAAUUGGACCAAGAGAUUCCCAAAAUCAAAGGCUCCACGAUCCUAUCCACACUGGACGUCGCCUCAGGAUUUUGGACAAUCCCUGUCCACCCUGAUGACCAACACAAAUUGGCAUUCACCUUUGGCAAUCGACAAUUCACCUUCACAAGAUGCCCCUUCGGCUAUGCCAACUCCCCAGCUGAAUUCAACGGAUGGAAACAGAACGGAUUCAAGACAGCUAACAACAAGCCUGUCAAACAUCAGGAACUUUUCCAAGCAUGCGAUGCCAUUGUCACCAUACAUGACAUGAUUAUCUACUGGAAAAAGGUCCGUGGUCAUUCACGCCAACCAGGGCAAGACAAAGAUCUCAAUGACCAAACCGAUGCCCUUGCCAAAGCAGGUGCAUCACAUGGAGAGCCUUGGAAAUUCCCAUCCCUCCCACCCAACCCUUCAGUUGCUGCCAUAACCCGCCACCAGCACGCCACUGGCGCGCAAACCCCCGCCUCCUCCCAUGUUGAACUCUCACCUCAGUUCACUGCGGAUGAUCUCCUCACCCUCCAAGCGUCGGAUCCAACGCUGCAAACCAUUGCCGCUCACAUUUCCGACCCAUUAACUCAUCCCAUUUCCACCUCCGACCUAUCCAAUUCCUCUGAUCUCCGCCACCUUCACGUAAAAGGAUGCCUGGUGUGUUGCCAGUUCCAACCGGCAAACCCAAACCACAGAGCACCACUACAACGGAAAGGAAUGACCUUCCCAUGGUCAGACCUCCAAAUAGAUUGGGUAGGACCCCUGCCACGGUCAACACGGGGUAACAAAUACUUCCUCACCGUGGUUUGCGAAUUCACAAAGUGGGUAGAGUGUCUCCCAGCUCCCAACGAUACAGCAGAAACAACAGCCUGCCUGUUAAUGAACCACAUCUUCUCAAGAUUUGGACUGCCUCUAAGAGUCAACUCUGACCGAGGAACCCACUUCACCGCUGAGGUUAUGCAGGAUGUAUGGAAACUCCUGGGCAUACAGGCCAAGCUUCACAUAAGCCAUCAUCCAAUUUCCUCAGGGCAGGUCGAACGGGCCAACAAGACAGUGGCAAGCAUGUUGAAGAAGUAUGUGUCCGCCAACAAAAAGGAUUGGGAUAUCAAGCUCCCUCUGGUACUGAUGGCCAUCAGGGCCACCCCUCACCGGUCUACCGGAGUAGCCCCAUUCGAAAUGAUGACAGGGCGACAAAUGACACUACCGCUACAUCUGCUGUACCAACCUGGUGACAUGAACCUCGUCACCGCCUACACCACUCACCAGUAUCUGGAAGAGUUGCAUCAGCACCUGAGAGCGACUUUCGCCUUCGCACAACACAACCUCCAAAGAAGUGCGGAAGGUCGUAAAGCCUACUACGACAAAAGGGCCUCUUACCAAGAACUCAAUGUCGGAGACAAAGUGUGGUACUACAGCUUUGCCCAGCCAAGGCAGAAAGCUCCCCAUCGCCUGUCAAAGAAAUUCCUACCUCACUGGACAGGACCACAUGAGAUUGUGGACAAGCUCUCGCCUGUCGCCUACCGAAUCAAAAUCAGACAAGGCCGCAACGAGCCUGUCUUUCGAUGGGUCCAUCGAAACCAGAUAAAGAGGCACCAAGGUUCCAACCGACAGGAAAAGGGGGAGGUUCAAACCCACUGACACAGACCGACAAUCCCCUACUCUACACCACACUAAUGACUUUGUCAUUCUAGGGAAAGUUUUUUUUUUUUGGUUUUGUUUUACACAACACUUACACAUGCUCCUCCACAGCACUGCUAGGAACAACCUCUAGUAGAAAGGAGUCUCUUCACACGUGACACUCACUUUGCUCUAGUAAACUCAGUGUCCUUGUGUCUCUUAGUGUUUUAUUUUCUCUCUCUCCUCAUGCUUUCCUUUUGCCUCCUUCAAUAUCAUUAGUCUUCCUCCUCAGUUUGCCCGUUAUCGAUUUGAAUAAUAUUUACCGGCUCAAAGACGUUGUGAAUGUUUGAUUUUGGCAAGGGAACUUUCAAAAUACACACUCCUGAGGUCGUGACGUACCACGAUAACAACGAACAGUUGUACCAGGCCCCAAACCUAAAAUGCGUACGCUCACGAAAGACAUUCAUUAUCUUUGCCCAAGUAAACCAUUCGUAUUUGAUAAUACCGAG
Megalobrama amblycephala (Wuchang bream) is the source of this 4371-nucleotide messenger RNA. RefSeq lists its product as uncharacterized. The record is from RefSeq and is a predicted model, not a curated record. NCBI's taxonomy places the organism in Eukaryota, Metazoa, Chordata, Actinopteri, Cypriniformes, Xenocyprididae. Gene Ontology annotation, molecular function: RNA-DNA hybrid ribonuclease activity; nucleic acid binding. The coding region runs from base 419 to 3883 and encodes 1154 amino acids. The transcript is spliced from 2 exons. Gene Ontology annotation, biological process: DNA integration.